AUGGAUCCAGUUGCCGUGCAAGUAGAAAUUAAUAACUUUCUGGAUCACACUGCUUCAAAUCCUAGGAGAGCGAAAAGAGUAGAUACUAGGGAUACAUAUUUUGAACAUGUAGGUCGUUCUUAUGCGAACCUUGCGCAUGACAGGAACUGGAGGAAUGCAGACGGAUCAGUAUAUCCAAUUUCGGUCGAACAUUUGAAAGAGUAUAUAAUCUUAAAAUACGAAUCAAGUAAUAUGAAAAGUGUACUAUGGCAUGUUGGGGCGUUGAAGAGAUAUCAAACCGAGGUGCUCAAAUUUAAAAGAUGGGAUGAUGUAAGAAAUCAUCCAGAGAUCCAACAAUUACUCGCUGAAUUGGAAGAAUCAGAGGCACAUAAAAGCGAUGAUGGAGGAAUAACACCAUUGGGAGUUGCGCAAGAUCGAGGGAAAGGCAAAGCUGAAGAUUUAUCGCUCAAGGCAAAAAGGCCCGUAUCCCGGUUCGAUCUUUCCAAACGUCCUGCGCAGACAAUCUUGGCCCUACUUGGCCGUACAAAUGGCGAAGGUAAUGAAUCUUUAGGAAAUGCUUCCGGUAGCAAUGUGGCAGCUACUGCUGCUGAGCCUAGAUUUGAGCAAGGUGACAGUUUUAUGGAAGGUGAUGACAUGGAAGAAGAUGAUACUUCUCAACGUGACCAGAUCAAUGGAAAUAUUGAUUAUAGAGCGCUCUUCCAAAACGAUAGUGACGAUUCUGACUAUAUUCCUCCUUCCAAGAACACAUUGACUGACGACUCUGGUAAUUAUAUGACUGUCAAGAGACGAAAACUCAGAAGUGAAUCGGAUAGUGAUUCGUCGGAAGACGGACCAGAAUCGUUUAAACUUCGUUACGACACUGCAUUAUCAAUUCUCAAGUCAAAAUACGUAAACUCCUGUACUAAACACCUUCGUGGGUGUUUUCCCAUUGACGAGCGUCGGCACUUGCUCUUAGACGAGAAAAUGAUCAAGCGAUGGGCAACAUUGAUAGCAUCAGGCGAUGAUGUGAUCGUUGAAAGUCCACCUCAAUUUGAAGAAUUCCCCGAAUUUAAUACGGAUAGGGCAGUAUGUAUUUGA
Paraglomus brasilianum is the source of this 1077-nucleotide messenger RNA. Lineage: Eukaryota; Fungi; Glomeromycota; Glomeromycetes; Paraglomerales; Paraglomeraceae. The record is from the annotation of a GenBank genome assembly.